AUGAAGGCGUCCGUGACAUACACAACGAGGGGGACAUACCUCGGGAAGAGCAACACGAAAGACCUCUAUUUUCCAGUAAUUAAUUAGCACUCUCCCUUACCCCCAUCCGCCACUCAUACUCCUCUCGGCGGGGUAUCCUGGGAAGCAGUAUUUCUACCGCGUCUAGAACAUCGAGCAUGAUGCAAGCACUUGAAAAAGCCAAAAAGUCUAUCGCAACGGACUAUACAUGGCAGCGGGCUAGACAGCUCACCGUGUCCGGCGCCCGUGCCCUUCCCGGUGCCGCUGCCGAAUAUGUGACCGACAAGUUCCCCAUCAUCGGCUGGCUGCCUCGAUACCGACCUCGCUGGCUAGUCAACGACGUGAUCGCGGGGCUGACCAUAGGGUUGAUGCUGAUUCCCCAGGGCCUGUCGUACGCCCGGAUCGCCACAGUCCCGGUCCAAUACGGCCUCCUGUCCUGCUGGUUCCCCCCAAUGCUUUACGCACUCAUGGGGACAACAAAGGAUCUGUCUACCGGCCCGACGUCCCUGAUCAGCCUCCUGACGGCCGAGACCAUCGAGUCUCUGCAAGGCGGGGGUUGGUCUGCCCAGGAAAUCGCGUCUGCGGUUGCCAUGAUGAUGGGGAUCUACGGGUUAGUCAUCGGUCUGCUGAAGCUGGGGUUCCUGCUCGACUUCAUCUCGCUCCCGGUCCUCAGUGGCUUCAUCUCGGCCGUCGCCAUCACCAUCAUCCUCAAUCAGAUGGACUCGCUCCUCGGCGAGCCCGACGUCCGGGACGGCACGGCGAACCAGAUCCACGACGUCUUCCAGCAGCUGCCGCGGGCCAACGGGUAUGCCUGCGCGGUCGGCUUUACCGGCAUCUUGCUCCUCGCCGCGCUGGACCGGGCCGGGAGACGAUGGGGGAAGAGGAACAAGGUGGUCUGGUUCCUCUCCAUCACCCGCGCCUUCAUCACCCUCGUCAUCUUCACCGGGGUCGGGUACGCCGUCAACAAGUCGCGCGGCAGCCCGGACAGGUUUCUGUUCGACGUCACCCAGGUCUCCUCGGCAGGCGGUCGGGGCAUCCAGCACCCGCGGGUGCCCGACGCCGGGCUGCUAUCCCGGGUGGCGGCCCGGAGCGUGGCCGUCUUCGUGGGGAGCGCGGUAGAGCACACGGCCAUCGCCCGCAGCUUCGGCGUGAGGAACGGCUACAUUGUGGACCAGAGCCAGGAGCUCACGUACUACGGCGCGACCAACGUCGUCAACAGCUUCUUCCACGCCCACGGCGUCGGCGGCGCCAUGUCGAGAACGGCAGUCAACUCGGCCUGCAACGUGCGCUCGCCCCUCUCCGGCUUCGUCGCCGCCGCGGUCGUGCUCGUCUCCAUCUACGAGCUGCUCGGGACGCUGUACUGGGUGCCCAAGGCCACUCUUGCCGCCAUCAUCAUCACGGCAUGCUGGCCCCUGAUCAGCCCGCCGUCGGUCUUCUACCGGUACUGGCGGGCGUCGCUCGCCGACUUUGUCUCCUCGAUGAUCGCGUUCUGGGUCUCCCUCUUCGUCUCGACCAGCGUGGGCAUCGCCAGCGCCGUCGGGUUCAACAUCGUGUACGUCCUGCUCCGCCAGGUCUUUGCCCGGGUGGCCACCAUCCCGGAUCCUCCUCGGUCCGAGCUCGCGGCCGCCCUGGACGAGUCCAGAGACUACCCGUCGUCGGUGCCGGCGGACACGCGCGUCUUCCGGCUGACCGAUUCCCUCUUCUUCCCCAACUCGUACCGGGCGAAGACGGCGAUCAUGGACACGAUCAAGACUCGCCAUGCGCCCGCCCUCGGUAGCGCCGAGAACCCGGAGGCCGGGAAGAGGAACUGGUCCGUCAGUCGGGAGAAGCACGUGGCCAAGCUUCGCCGACGCGAGGGCAUCGCCGAGACCGCCGUGCUGCCGCCCAUCCGGGUCAUCGUCAUCGACUUUCAGAGGGCCAACCACGUCGACACUACGGCGUGCGUGCAUCUCGAGACCAUGCUCUCGGAGAUCAGGGCAUAUGGGGGCUCCGGCGUCUCGAUCCGCUUCUCGGGAAUGUCCGAGUACGUGCGACGGCGCUUCGAGCGUGCGGGGUGGACCUUGGUCGGCGGCGGCAGCGACGACGCCGAGACUUGUGCCGGGCGGCAACAGGAAGGCCUAGUGGUCCGGACCUAUCGCAACGCCUUGUCUGCGGUCAAUGGCUCGCGGCAGGAGCAGGCCCCAACCCAGGCCGAAAGCGAGGGGGACGAAAAGGGGGGAGCGGCCGUUGCGAGACAUGUCGAAGAAGUGGAUCCGUGAGGAGCGCCCAUGACGGCGAACUUGGGUUC
Messenger RNA from Thermothelomyces thermophilus ATCC 42464, 2305 nucleotides. RefSeq lists its product as uncharacterized. Gene Ontology annotation, cellular component: membrane. The coding region runs from base 177 to 2276 and encodes 699 amino acids. Lineage: Eukaryota; Fungi; Ascomycota; Sordariomycetes; Sordariales; Chaetomiaceae. Gene Ontology annotation, molecular function: sulfate transmembrane transporter activity. The transcript has 2 exons. Gene Ontology annotation, biological process: transmembrane transport. The record is from RefSeq and is a predicted model, not a curated record.